GCAACCAGCGCGUUUUGACUCAAUCGGAAACGAUGCAGGGUGAACCACCCACGAGAAAUGCCACGGAUGACGUGUUCUCGUCACAAGACCGCAAACGACGGGACCCAUGGCGCCUGUGAGAGGCAGACGUCACCCCCGAAACCUUGCACGGGAACGGCGAUCGUGUUCGCUUUCCUCGCGCGUUUGAGCGAGCUACCAGAAGGCCGCGGCUGGUCGUCGCCUUGUGGGAGGAGCUUCCUCUGCAUCGAAUCCUUUACUCUUGUUGGCACCCUUUGCCCCAGAACAAACACCGAGACAACCCCAGAACGAGCCGCUCCUUUUCUCUCCCUGUCCCUCCGUCUUCUCCUUCCCCCUUUACUCUCGACGUCUCAUCUGCUCGAGGUCUCAACCCCCCUUCCCUACCUUAAGAGUCUUCACAAGGUUGUGUGGAAUUUCACAAAAGAUGUCAAGUGCAUCUGAGAUGUCAGUAAAGAACAUUGAGACCUCUGAGCUACGAACAAUGGAAGAUGAGUAUGCAAGAUUAAUGUUGCCAAGUGAGACAAGAAUGGCCAAUUUUGAUUCUCAACAGGCAGUUGAGAAAGCUAAAUCAAAUUCCUGCAUCUGGUGGAUGAAAUUUUUUUUUUGCUGCUUUCUUCUACUGCUACUUAUUUUCGUCUUUGUCAAAUGGGGAAUCCCGUUUGCUUUUGAGAAGGUUCUCUUUCCAAUUAUGGAGUGGGAAGCAACUGCUUUUGGUCGGCCUGUUCUUGCUCUGGUACUCGUUGCAUCCUUGGCUUUGUUCCCAGUUGUUUUACUUCCUUCUGGACCAUCGAUGUGGCUGGCAGGAAUGAUUUUUGGGUAUGGUCUUGGAUUUGUUAUAAUCAUGGUAGGAACUACCAUAGGCAUGUUGUUGCCUUAUUUUAUUGGCUUGCUAUUUCGUGACCGGAUACAUGGAUGGUUGAAUAGAUGGCCUCAGCAGACUGCUAUACUUAGGCUGGCUGCGGAGGGAAGCUGGUUUCAUCAAUUUCGGGUCGUUGCACUCUUUAGGAUUUCACCAUUUCCAUACACAAUCUUCAACUAUGCAGUAGUGGUGACAAGUAUAAAAUUUGGACCUUAUAUUAGCGGUUCGAUCGCUGGAAUGAUACCUGAAGCUUUCAUCUACAUCUAUAGUGGGCGAUUAAUACGGACUUUGGCAGAUGUGAAAUACAGAAAGUAUACCAUGACACCGGUGGAGAUUAUUUACAACAUUGUAUCGUUAGUUGUCGCCAUCGCUAUUACAAUUGCCUUUACAGUUUAUGCGAGACGAGCUUUGAGUGAUCUUAGAAAGGCAGAAAGCAACAGCAGUGGGGGCAUCAACCGGAAUGGCAGUUUGGUUGAACUUGCAAAGCUCCCACAAGAAAGAUCAAUAGUACAUUCUUGGCGGAUCAAUGAUGUAUAAUAUAUGAAAGAAUACAAACACAAUCUCUAACCUGAUCCUUUGACAAACAAGAUGACACCCUUCAACAGUGGAGUUGUAAAAGAAGAAAGUUACAGAGUCUCCUUAAUAUUUUUUCCUUUAUUUUCAGCUUCUGUACAUAUGUAUUUUUUUUUAUUUUUCCUUGUUGGAAAGGGAUUACAUUAGUUACAUGUGUUGCUUCUUAAUUGAGCAAAAACACUCUUAGUUUAGUCCCAUUUUAGAUGUGGAAAAAGACUUGACUUGCUUUAUAAUAACUUGAUGAAUGUAUUAUAUUAUCUCUAA
Messenger RNA from Musa acuminata AAA Group (dessert banana), 1714 nucleotides. RefSeq lists its product as uncharacterized. The transcript is spliced from 5 exons. Bases 443 to 1414 code for a protein of 323 amino acids. The record is from RefSeq and is a predicted model, not a curated record. NCBI's taxonomy places the organism in Eukaryota, Viridiplantae, Streptophyta, Magnoliopsida, Zingiberales, Musaceae.